AUGGGGCAAUUCACCUCCCGCAGUCAGGUCCCACUGAAGGGGCCGGGGCCAGUCCUCGGCGGCAGCAUUCGCCAAAUUGAGGAACUGCGACUCUUUGAGCUUAGAGGCGCUCGAUAUCUUGCUCUACCUCUUGCCCCGGUUAGCUUUGUCAUUCCCGAAUUCCCCAGUGGCAUCAUCCCUGUCACAGUCGUCUCAACUCCCCAGGGCCAGACUUUCAACCAAAGUUGGGUCGACAGUAAUAUCAAGAAAUGGAUUGCGUCAGACGAUGUCUUUCAACGGGACUUCCUUACCAACGUGGUAUUCAUUAGUGUGGAGACGAAGGCCUCCGUCGGAUUAACCGAAGUGUCUGAUCACAUGCGGCACACCUGGGAUACCAACUGGUGUACCUUAGUUCCUGAGCAGUUAGUGGGACUAGAAGUAACAUCGGGCCCGUAUGUAUUCUGGAACGGUCAGCUUUGCAAAGCAUACAGACUCUAUGACGAUCCGAACCAAGCUUUCAUCGUGGGGACGAAGCCACAAACAUCCACAGGUUUUGAGAAUUUGCGCGUGAGUGGUGAUUUCUACACGUCCUUGAGUUUGGCUGUUCCAUCGCGCAUCCUUCCAGAUCGCAGUGCGAAGAGACCUCUGGAAGGGCUCCGAUUUGCAGUGAAAGAUAUUUUCGAGAUUGAAGGACUUCGGACUACCGUGGGAUGUCGAGCGUACUACGCUCUCUCCAAGACCGCACCGAAGACCGCCCCGACCGUGCAAAAGUUGAUUGAUGCCGGUGCCCAAUUGGUCGGCACCCUGAAACUGGGUUCUCUAAUCACGAGAGAGGAGCCUACCGAAUCGGCCGACUACCAGGCACCUUUCAAUCCUCGAGGAGAUGGUUACCAGUCUGCUUGGAGCAGCAGUGGGGGUAGUGGUGCUGCUAUUGCUGCGUACGAUUGGCUCGACUUCACAAUCAGUACAGAUACUACCGGAAGUAGCCGUCGGCCGGCUCUAGCCAAUGGGUGCUUUGGAAUCCGCGUGUCCAGUGAUGCACUUCCCUCCGAAGGAGUCGUUCCAUCUUGGUCCUACUUUGAUUCUCCGGCUCUCUAUGGUAGAGAUUUUGCAAAAUUCGAGAACAUGAUCAGCACAUGGAUCAGCCCCAAGAAAGAACUAGCGACUGAACUGCCUGUUUCGCUUCUGUACCUAAGCGACUUUUUACCUGUUAAGAACGAGGUCCAGAUGAAACUCAUCGACAACUUUAUUGUGGAUGUUGAGUCGACCUACGAUAUCAAAAUUGAGAAACUGUCGGUUGCGGAGACAUGGAAAGCAAACAAGCCCGCUGAUGUUGAUGAGGUAUCCAUCCAGGAAUAUCUUGAGGAUGUUGGAGUCAACUCGUUCUGCUAUGGUGUCUACCACGAGCUUGACUGGUUUCGGAAGGAGUAUCACGAGAAAUUCGAUAAAGCUCCCUAUGUCAAUCCCGUCAUGUAA
Molecule: messenger RNA, 1455 nt
Organism: Mytilinidion resinicola
Lineage: Eukaryota; Fungi; Ascomycota; Dothideomycetes; Mytilinidiales; Mytilinidiaceae
Product: amidase signature enzyme
Exons: 6
Coding region: 1-1455 (484 amino acids)
Source: RefSeq, a predicted model, not a curated record